Messenger RNA from Carica papaya (papaya), 2276 nucleotides. The record is from RefSeq and is a predicted model, not a curated record. NCBI's taxonomy places the organism in Eukaryota, Viridiplantae, Streptophyta, Magnoliopsida, Brassicales, Caricaceae.
UAAUUUAUGAUACCGCUAUGCAUUUGAGAAUCGUACCUUUUGUUUUUAAUUCCCCUGAUGCCAACGCCCCUUGUGUAUUGUCGUGGGGUUUAGUGAAGAACGCAAGGGUAUCAGGAAAUACAGGCCUUUGAUUGCAUCACCAAACAUUCUCGUCCUUGGGCUUUGAAUUUAUUCUAUACUGUUGCCUGGUCACUAAUUAUGAUCCCAAUUAUUAGUACAAAUGGACGCCGAGGGAUUGAGUGUUUGGACCAAUAUUUUACUCUUUUUCCUUAUAUUAUUAUUAUUUAGAUUCCGUUUGCAUGAGAAGAUUUGUUGAAAAGCUGACGUCUGCCGCAAGAGUUGGAACAGUUAUCUUUUUAUAAUUUCUAUGGGCUUUAUGUUUUGCAGAAGCUUUUUUUUUUUCAUUAUUUUCCUUUAUCAAUGCUCUUGAAGUAGUUUUGUUCUGCCUUUUAUGAAGUUUCAUGAGCAUUGCUACACUGGAAAUACGGUAAGAAUAAAGGUUUGAGCUCAAGCUGAUGCCAGUACUUUAUGAAUUUCCUGCAGUUAGGGAAGUCAUACCAUUUGUUGAGAGGCUGCAAAAUUAUACAAUUCCUGUUUGAGAGGCUGGAAAAUUAUACAAUUCCUGUUGUUCACAUAUUGAUACCAUCUAGGUUGUAUUUUUAUUGGUAAAAAACAAUUGAUUUUGGUGAUUUGCCUUUGCUGCUUAUGUUGCUACAAACUGAGUGCUUGAUGAGGGUGUCUGGUAAACUAGUUGAUCAUCAUGAUUUACUUUUGCUGCUUGUGUUACUACAAAAUGAGUUCUAGAUUAGGGUGUCAAGAACAUGAAUUCAAAUAAUUCAUUUAUAUAUACAUGCUUUGAGAUAACCAGACAUUUCUAGUUAUGCUUCUAAUUAGUCUUAGUUAAUGAAUUGAAUAGUAUAUGAUGAAAAACUGCAAGUUAAAUGAUCUUAAAUAACUGAAUAGCUUGUAAUCCUUGUACAUUGUGCUUGUGGGUACACAUGCAUGCAUCUACGUUUGUAUUUUUAGUGGCAGGGUCCCAUGCAAUUGUUGUUGUUUAAUUAAGUAUAGUCAAAUAGCCAUAAGCUUUUUCACUAAAAAAUGUUGUUUGUAGCAAUACUUUUUUGCUGUUUCAAGAACUAGCUGUUUCACUUGAAAUGUUAUUUUUGUAGCAUCACUUUUGGAAUCUGGAGGUUUUCAUGCUCCCUUGGAUGAAGGUUUGCUUUUGAAGAACAAGUCCAAGGAGAUUGAACCAUAUUUAAAUGGACGUUCUAUCUAUCUUGUCGGAAUGAUGGGCUCUGGAAAGACAACUGUGGGCAAGAUCCUGGCCCAAGUACUCAGUUAUUCUUUUUUCGACAGUGAUGCAUUAAUUGAGAAGACUAUGGAUGGAACAUCUGUAGCUGAAAUCUUCACGCUUUAUGGGGAGAGCUUUUUCAGGGAUAAGGAGACUGAGGUAUUGCGGAAGCUAUCUUUAAUAGACAGACAUGUUAUUUCCACUGGUGGAGGUGCAGUUACUCGGCCUAUCAAUUGGAAAUAUAUGCAGAAGGGAAUUACUCUUUGGUUAGAUGUACCUUUAGAAGCAUUGGCACGCAGAAUUGCUGCAGUAGGAACUGAUUCUCGCCCGCUUUUGCAUCAUGAAUCAGGCGAUGCAUACACAAAGGCCUUCAAGCGUCUGUCUGCACUUUUUGAAGAGAGAGGUGAAUCAUAUGCCCAAGCCAAGGCUAGGGUUUCGUUAGAAAAAAUUGCUUUCAGAUUAGGUCAUGGAGAUGUAUCCAAGCUUACACCAACUGUUAUCGCAAUUGAGGCACUUGAACAAAUUGAAGGCUUGCUAGAGGAAGAAGGUGGCAUGGCCAUAGCAGGAUUUUAGUAGCUUCCAAGCUUUACACGUUAUUCUUAUGAGUUUCGAUGUGAAUAUUAUUAUGGCUAUGCACAUGCUUGGUUUCCAAUUUUAGCCGUGGAACAUGGCAUGAGAGUGCAGGUUGGAGUCAAAUUACUUAACUACCACAUUGAUUGUGUCCUUAAGAUGCAGCGCAUAGCUGUUGCUGGGCUUGGACGAAAUAAUAUCGCGUAUGAUAUCAUUGUUUGUUAAAAGUUGACGUCGGGAUUCAACCAAUGUUAGAUGUGGCGGGUUUUGGUUUAGGUACUCCUGCAUAAAUGUCUGCUUGAAGAAAUUGUUUAUGGAUAUUGUUGUGGCUUCAAAUGUCAGUUUGCUGUGGAUUGAAAACCGCUUCCUUGCAAUGUUAAAAGGUGCCGUCUCCGUAAGUGUGAUUUAUGAUUGA